Messenger RNA from Salvelinus namaycush (lake trout), 1506 nucleotides. RefSeq names its product basic proline-rich protein-like. The record is from RefSeq and is a predicted model, not a curated record. Lineage: Eukaryota; Metazoa; Chordata; Actinopteri; Salmoniformes; Salmonidae.
CCCCCCCCCCCCCCCCCCCCGCCCCCCCCCCCCCCCCCCCCCCCCCCCCCCCCCCCACCCCCACCCCCCCCCCCCCCCCCCCCCCCCCCCCCCCCCCCCCCCCCCCCCCCCCCCCCCCCCCCCCCCCCCCCCCCGCCCCCCCCCCCCCCCCCCCCCCCCCCCCCCCCCCCCCCCCCCCCCCCCCCCCCCCCCCCCCCCCCCCCCCCCCCCCCCCCCCCCCCCCCCCCCCCCCCUCCCCCCCCCCCCCCCCCCCCCCCCCCCCCCCCCCCCCCCCCCCCCCCCCCCCCCCCCCACCCCCCCCCCCCCCCCCCCCCGCCCCCCCCCCCCCCCCCCCCCCCCCCCCCCCCCCCCCCCCCCCCGCCCCCCCCCCCCCCCCCCCCCCCCCCCCCCCCCCGCCCCCCCCCCCCCCCCCCCCCCCCCCCCCCCCCCCCCCCCCCCCCCCCCCCCCCCCCCCCCCCCCUCCACCCCCCCCCCCCGCCCCCCCCCCCCCCCCCCCCCCCCCCCCCCCCCCCCCCCCCCCCCCCCCCCCCCCCCCCCCCCCCCCCCCCCCCCCCCCCCCCCCCCCCCCCCCCCCCCCCCCCCCCACCGCCCCCCCCCCCCCCCCCCCCCCCCCCCCCCCCCCCCCCCCCCCCCCCCCCCCCCCCCCCCCCCCCCCCCCCCCCCCCCCCCCCCCCCCCCACCCCCCCCCCCCCCCCCCCCCCACCCCCCCCCCCCCCCCCCCCCCCCCCCCCCCCCCCCCCCCCCCCCCCCCCCCCCCCACCCCCCCCCCCCCCCCCACCCCCCCCCCCCACCCCCCCCCCCCCCCCCCCCCCCACCCCCCCCCCCCCCCCCCCCCCCCCCCCCCCCCCCCCCCCCCCCCCCCCCCCACCCCCCCCCCCCCCCCCCCCCCCCCCCCCCCCCCCCCCCCCCCCCCCGCCCCCCCCCCCCCCCCCCCCCCCCCCCCCCCCCCUCCCCCCCCCCCCCCCCCCCCCCCCCCCCCCCCCCCCCCCCCCCCCACCCCCCCCCCCCCCCCCCCCCCCCCCCCCCCCCCCCCCCCCCCCCCCCCCCCCCCCCCCCCCCCCCCCCCCCCCCCCCCCCCCCCCCCCCCCCCCCCCCCCCCCCCCCCCCCCCCCCCCGCCCCCCCCCCGCCCCCCCCCCCCCCCCCCCCCCCCCCCCCCCCCCCCCCCCCCCCCCCCCCCCCCCCCCCCCCCCCCCCCCCCCCCCCCCCCCCCCCCCCCCCCCCCCCCCCCCCCCCCACCCCCCCCCCCCCCCCCCCCCCCCCCCCCCCCCCCCCCCCCCCCCCCCCCCCCCCCCCCCCCCCCCCCCCCCCCCCCACCGCCCCCCCCCCCCCCCCCCCCCCCCCCCCCCCCCCCCCCCGCCCCCCCCCCCCCCCCCCCCCCCCCCCCCCCCCCCCCCCCCCCCCCCCCCCCCCCCCCCCCCCCCCCCCCCCCCCCCCCCCCCCCCCCCCCCCCCCCCCCUCCCCCCCCCCCCCCCCCCCCCCCCCCCCCCCCCCCCCCACCCCCCCCC